Molecule: messenger RNA, 669 nt
Organism: Trypanosoma rangeli
Lineage: Eukaryota; Euglenozoa; Kinetoplastea; Trypanosomatida; Trypanosomatidae
Product: cyclin
Exons: 1
Coding region: 1-669 (222 amino acids)
Biological process (GO): regulation of cyclin-dependent protein serine/threonine kinase activity
Molecular function (GO): protein kinase binding
Source: RefSeq, a predicted model, not a curated record
AUGUCGGCGCGAACCAAGUCGAGAACGCCAGCGCAGGCGGAGAUGGCGAGGAUCAUCACGAUCUACGUCCAGCACAUUAUGGAAUUGCAGGCUGGUACAUCGAAAAAUGCAUUGGAAACUGAGAUUACACCUCCCAAUGACUCUUUCCCAUCUUUCGACUUUUUUUGCGCGGAGUUUGUGCCCGGUAUAUCGUUGGAAAAGUACGCGCAGCGUCUUGUAACAUACAUGAAAUGCACUUCUGAAGCCUUUAUCUUCGCUCUUGCGUACAUCCGACGUUUUUUAAAUUUAGGUUUCCCCCUACACUCACGUUCCAUUCAUCGUGUCCUCCUCACUUCUAUGGUGGUUGCGGCCAAAACAAGGGAUGACCUCUACUGCUCGAUGAGCUACUAUGCACAGGUGGGCGGAGUGAGUAACCGCGAUCUUAACAUGAUGGAGCUUAGGCUUUUGGCCGAUUUACUUGAUUUUAGGGCAGAAGUACCACCAGAUGAGUAUAGGACGGUUUGCAAUGCCAUCACAGCCGUUGUGUCGAUGGACAAAGUUUCCAGCGACUUAUCUGAGUUGUGCGGUGUUACCGCCAGCAACACUCCCACAGAGUUUGAAAAAAAAAAAGAAUCUCAGAUGCCAAGCCGCAGUGGAUUACCGAUUGUCUGUUGUAUUGGUAACUCUUAA